AUGAUGACAACUAUCUCUCGCGAUCCCGACCUGCCGUUCAAUCCGGACGACGCGCGGGGUGCCUUCCAUCGUAGGAGCGUGUCGCUUGCGACAGCAACCUCGCAUUUGCGGGAUGCGAACCAAGCUUGGGCGUCGCCCGCCCUGUUCGUUCCCCCACCGCACUCGCCGCUGUCACAGCUCCCGCCUUUGCUAGAAAACUGCGGCAACGACGGAGCCGCGGUGGACGGCGCUGACGCAGCACGGUGGAACGAUGGGCCGGGGGAGCAAACGGCCUUCGACGUGGCAUUGCCAGAAGCUGUCAACGGCAGGACUAACGGCUACCUUCGGGGCGACGAGUUGGCGGGCUGGCGGCCGCUCGGCCGAACCCGCUCUCAGGCCAUCGGGCCGACUCAUCAAGCGCAGCGCGCGACUCUCCUGGCGUCGCCGUCGCAGCGCUACGAUUCGUCCUCAUUCUCGGGAAGCUUGAAGGAGAGGACGAGCGAGCACGCGGCGCGCAUCAGAAACAUGAUGCAGAAAGAACGACUCGAUUUCUCGGAAGCACCGUCGAACGCGCAGCCCGCGACUGUAAAAGUCAACUCCGAUGACCCGCUUGCGCUUGCGGAAGGACUGCCCUUGUCUUCUCCGCAGCUGUCGCAGCAGCAAAAUGCUAACGGCGAAAUGUCAGCACAAGCGACAGCUCCGCCGGGGGGACACCGGCGGGGAGGUAGUAACCAGUUGGGGGGGCUGCAGGCACAUCUGCCGCACCUCCUGCCCGCGACCACACUGAGUCGACCGCACCCGACGACCGCAGCCGCAGUUUGUCCCAAGUGCGGCCAUACCAUGGCCCCCGCGGCUUCUUCCCCCGACGAAGGGCGGGAAUCCGCGCAGGGGCGGAAGGACCGGCGGCGCGUGCCGACUGCGGCGGUGGAAGCGGCGGCGAUGGCGGCAAAGGCCGCGCAAGCCGCCGCGAUGGCCGCAGAGGCUGCUGCUGCCGCCGCGAAGGAGGCUGCUAGCGCUGCCGCUGCUGCCGCCGCUGCGAUCGCGGAGGAGACGGACAGUGACUGUUGGGAGAGUUACUGUGUGGGGGAAGAAGUGGGGAAGGGCGCCACAGGAGGAGACGGACGCGACAUGGGAGCGCGCGUCCAGGCGGCAGUGACAGGCGGCGGGGGGGACAAGCGCAGCGAAGCGGUAGCUUGCGGGGAAGGCAGGGAUACGGGUGAUGAGGAAGGGAGAAGAUUGGCGGAAGAGAGCGCAGAGACAGUGAGGGCGGAAGAGAGCGCAGAGACAGUGAGGGCGGAAGCAGAGGACGGAGCGGGGGCAGGCACAGUGGGGGACAAUGAGGUCGCAACGGCGCGGCAGGGGGAAAUGAGUGAUGGUGAGGCGGGGACGAGGGCAGGGGGAGAACCAGGCACGGAGGCCGGGGGCCGCGGGCAGAAGGCGCAAGGAAAGUAUAAGCGACUGUCGCCCCGGCCCGUGAUUGUAGAGAGAAGAGGGUUCUGCGAUGCGCGCGCGAUACAGUCACCCCCUGGUGCAAGCGCCACCAUGGGCAACGAGGAAGAAGGGGCGGAGAGCGGACGUGCGCGCAGCGGAAUGGGCCAACUGUCGCCCCAGGAGCGAAGGGGGAUGGAGAGGGGGGAGGAUGGAGCGGAGGAGAGCAGGGUGGGGCCUGGGGCGAUGAACGGUGGAGAUGCAACGGAUGGCAGCGAGGGUGCGGACGAGAUGGCGGCUGGGGAUACGGGGGGUCACGAGGAGUGGGAGCAGGCGGAGCAGAAGGGGCCGAGGGAGCAGCGAGCGCCGUUCCCCUCGCCCCAUUCCCACGCUGAACCGCGCCUGCACGCUGCACCCCCCGCUGCCAGGCCCUUCGUCGCGUCUUCUCCGCGCGCCCACUCACCCCGGCGCCUGUCGCCCUCGGCGCGAUCACCCCAUGCCACGUCAUCUCCGACGGCCGCAGCCGCAGGCACCCGCGCAGGGACCCGCGCAGACGCCCGCGCUGGCGGCCAGUCGGGGACAGGCAGCAGUGGCAGCGAGGGCGAGGAGUAUCACACCCCGCACAGCACCCCUCCCCCGCCCACCGACAGCCUCCCCUCCGCGCUGCAGCGCGCGCAGCAGCUGGCGGGGCUCCCCUUGAGCCCGUCGCUCGAGGCGUACCUUGUUGACGCGCGCGCCGACCACGCUGCGGACGGCUCCUGCGCGGAGCCUCCGGAGGCGCACGACACGGGGGAGAGCAGCGCGGAGUGCGGCGCGGAAAACGGCGAGGACAUCCCUCCCGUCGAGGACGGUCCCCUCGCCGCCCCCAGCAGGCCCCCCAAGUCACCCAGGCCAGAGCGCGCGCUCUCCCCCCUCGCUGCGCGGGGCGCGCGCCAGGCACGCGCGCGCCAGGCGCCUGCGCGCUCGCCGCGGUCGCCCAGGACGAGAGCGGUGAAGGACGGUGCGUGGCGGUGCAAGUCCAUGCAGGAGGGCUCCUCCAACCCCCCCAGCGCCGCCAGCGCCAGCCGCGCUGGCGCCUCCGGCGGCGCUGCUGCCUCCGCCGCGCGCCCUGCCGCGCGCACACGGUCCUUCCGCGAGCAGUCGCUCCGCGGGACGCUGAGGGGCGCAGGUGGAGGGGGGAGGGUGCUGCGCAAGGCGGGGUCAGAGCCAGAGGAGCGGGGGGGGGCGGGGGAGGGGGGUGGGGUAAGCAGAGGGGGCAGGGGCGCGCGGGGCGGGCAGGCGUGGUCGCAGGCGCGGCCUAAGUCGCCGAGGGAGGCGCUGCGGUCGCCCAGGGCGCGCUCCAAGUCGCCCACCGACGGGCUCAGGUCGCCCAGCGAGGGGCUGCGCUCCCCCCGCGCUGCAAGCAGGUCCCCGCGCCCCCUGCCUUCCCCCAACGCGGGGCUGCCGGGGCGAGACGUGGGCGCGGGGGAGAGGGGCGCGGCGGGGAGGAGCAGGCAGGUGCGGAAGGUGAGCAGCUGGAGUGGCCCUGGAGGGGCGGAGGGCGGAGGAGGGGGAGAGGGGGACGCAGAGGAGACAGGGCGCCGCACAGGCGCAGAGAGCAGGGCAGGGGGAGGGGGAGGAGGAGGAGGAGCGGGGCGGGGAGUGGGGCAGGGCGGGUUGGGGCAGGCGGGAUCGGCGUCGUUCUCAGCAGGGGGGGCGCGGGUGGCGGAGUUCAUACUGGGGCGCGCAUACAGGGACGUGGGGGAGGCGUACGAGGUGGGGGGCGAGCAGCUGGGCGUGGGGCAGUUUGGGGUGAUCCGCGCGUGUGUGAGCCGCAGCACGGGGCAGGUGCUGGCGUGCAAGGCAAUCGGCAAAGAGCGCAUUGUGGCGCAGGAGGAUGCGGAGGACGUGGCGAAGGAGGUGCGCGUGAUGCAGCAGCUGAGGGGCCACCCACACAUCGUCAAGAUCCACCGCGCCAUGGAAGACUCCCAGAUGCAGCAGCUGCGCGGCCACCCGCACAUCGUCAAGAUCCACCCGCACAUCGUCAAGAUCCACCGCGCCAUGGAGGACACCCAGCACGUGCACAUCAUAAUGGAGAUCUGUCGGGGCGGUGAUCUCUUCGACCGCGUCAAGGUGGGCGGCAGACUGAGCGAGCGCAGUGCAGCGGCCAUCACUAUGCGGCUGGUGGAGGCGCUGCUGUGGUGCCACGAGAAGGGCGUGGUGCACCGUGAUGUGAAGCUGGAGAACAUUCUGCUCAAGCAGCGCGGGCAUGACACCGACAUCCGCCUCACUGACUUCGGCAUGGCUGCUGAGGUCCACCCAGGCGAGGUGCUAACGGAGCUGAUAGGCACGCCGUACUACAUGGCGCCCGAGGUGCUGGCGGGCUCGUACGGGUCGGAAGCAGACAUCUGGAGUGCGGGCGUGGUGCUCUACAUCCUGCUGUGCGGCCUGCCGCCCUUCUAUGCCGCCAGCAAUGAGGGCAUAUUCGACGCCAUUCGCAGCAAGGACGUGCAGUUCAAGGCGCCCAAGUGGCACGGCGUGAGCGGCGCUGCCAAACUGCUGAUCAGCAGCAUGCUCGAGAAAAACCCGCGCGAGCGCAUCACAGGAGAAGAGGUCCUUGAGCAUCCUUGGAUUAAGGCACAUGCGUUUGAUGACUAA
Molecule: messenger RNA, 4044 nt
Organism: Closterium sp. Naga37s-1
Lineage: Eukaryota; Viridiplantae; Streptophyta; Zygnematophyceae; Desmidiales; Closteriaceae
Source: the annotation of a GenBank genome assembly